CCGAUAAAAAUGGAGUUCCAACAAUUAAGGAUGGCUAGAAACGGAAUGCAGCAAAAUAGAAACCCCAUUGUUUCUUUAUAACUUGACAUUUCCCUUCAGCGUGGUUGUUGUGUGUAUGAAUCUUUUGAAACCAAAUUUUCCAUAUUUUGGUGUCUUUGUUGAUAAUUGGAGGAAAGAAUGGCUUGUUCAAAUUGCCAAUCCGUGUUGCCUAAACCAAAUGAUUGGGUGAAGGGGAAAUUGGUCGGAACCGGAUCUUUCGGUACAGUUAAUUUGGCCAUGAACAAAUCCACCGGAGGGCUUUUUGUGGUGAAAUCAGCACAUAUAGGGGCUGGUUGUGAGGCUUUGAGUAAUGAGGUGAAAAUCCUAGAGAGUUUAAGUUCAUCACCAUAUAUUGUUCAAUAUCUGGGGAAAGAGGAGGACCAAGGUAAUCUCAAUGUCUUCAUGGAGUACAUGGCUGGAGGUAGCUUGGCAGAUGUGGCUCAAAAGUUUGGUGGAUCAUUGGAUGAAGAUGUUGUCCGGUUGUAUACUAGAGAAAUACUUCAUGGUUUACAGCAUCUUCACCAGCAUGGAAUUGUGCAUUGUGAUCUUAAGUGUAAGAAUGUGCUUUUAGGUUCAUCCGGGAACAUCAAAUUGGCAGACUUUGGAUGUGCCAAAAGGGUGAAGGACUUGAAGGCCGCCGCGCGUUUAGGAGGGACUCCUCUAUGGAUGGCCCCUGAAGUAUUGAGGAAUGAGCAGUUGGAUGUUUCUGCUGAUAUAUGGUCUUUGGGAUGCACAGUUAUUGAAAUGGCCACUGGAAGGUAUCCUUGGGCCGGCGAAGUGUCGAAUCCAAUGGCUUCUGUGCUGAGGAUCGCCAAUGGUGACGAGAUACCUCAACUUCCAGCUCAUUUCUCCAAGGAGGGUUUGGAUUUCUUGACCAGGUGCUUGGAGAGAGACCCCAAAAAGAGGUGUACUGCUCAGGACUUGCUUCACCAUCCAUUUCUGUCAAGGAGUUCAAGAAGAUCUUCUCAACAAAAACAGUGUGUAUCUUCACCAACAAGUGUUUUGGAGGUUCAUGGUUUUGAGGAUACUUGUGAUUUAGAUGAUGAGUUAGAAAGCUCUCGGGGACAUGAUAAGCUCUCUUUUAGAAACCCGUUCGCGUGCCAUGAUCGAGCAGUAGGAAGCAAGGUAUGCCAACCAGAAGACAGUGCCCUAUGGUCGUCUGGGAGUUGGAUUACUGUUAGAUCAGGAUAAACUUGAGAAUCAAGGGAAAAGUAAACAGAGAAUGUGUUGAAUGUAGAUACAGGAUUCAAAUGUACAGCUUUGGAGUAGGAGAAAAAUAGGUUGUCAAGGUGUUGAUGCAUUCUUUUCCUCUACACUUCACAUGGUUUUUGGUAUUAUGUGUAAAAACUUUCUAAUAAA
Molecule: messenger RNA, 1398 nt
Organism: Arachis stenosperma
Lineage: Eukaryota; Viridiplantae; Streptophyta; Magnoliopsida; Fabales; Fabaceae
Product: mitogen-activated protein kinase kinase kinase 17-like
Exons: 2
Coding region: 178-1230 (350 amino acids)
Biological process (GO): protein phosphorylation
Molecular function (GO): ATP binding; protein kinase activity
Source: RefSeq, a predicted model, not a curated record